This is a messenger RNA of Coffea eugenioides, 3197 nucleotides long. Its product is annotated as probable WRKY transcription factor 2. Bases 796 to 2988 code for a protein of 730 amino acids. Lineage: Eukaryota; Viridiplantae; Streptophyta; Magnoliopsida; Gentianales; Rubiaceae. The record is from RefSeq and is a predicted model, not a curated record. The transcript has 6 exons. Gene Ontology annotation, biological process: regulation of DNA-templated transcription. Gene Ontology annotation, molecular function: sequence-specific DNA binding; DNA-binding transcription factor activity.
UUUCCUUUCUCCAAGGCAAUCAUAAUCAUAUUUUUUCCAACCCAAUUUUCUAGAGAGAGAGAGAAAAGGGGUGAAAGAAGUUGAUGAGAAGGUGGAAGUGGGAUGCUUUUUCUUUCAUUUUCUUUGAAGAAGGACUUUCUUACAUAAAUGGAAAAAAAACCCCAUUAAGGCUUAAGCUGAGCUGAAAAUAAUCUGAGGGCGGGUCAGAAAAGUGUCUCCUUCAAUACAUCAUUUUUGUUUCCUCCCUUGACUGCCCCUCCCUUUCUCUGUUUUUAGCAGGAGGAUAUUGAUUAUCUAGAGAAGAUAUUGUCUUGAGAUAGUGUCUUACUACUUCUUACCGGCCAAUGGAAAUGGAACCUUUUCAUCUGGCACCCCAAUUUGUAGGCUUUGCUUGUGUCAACCUGGAUAAUGAGUAUUAUGAUGAUAGUCACAGCGACAGAGUUCGAGAGGUGGAGAAAGAACCAUUUUGGGUGCUAUUCCUACUGUUAGUGUCUGGGGGAGGAAUUUUGGUAGGGAGGCGCUUUUGGAGGAGUGAGAUGGUGGCACCUUAUAUCCCACCUCUCCAGUCUCCACUCCCUUAAGUAUUUUACCCACGUUAAGGAUGAUAACCACGAACACAUUUCUCUUGAAAAAUUCUUUUACUGGUCCUCCUCUUGACUGACUACAACAGCACUUGCCUCGAAACUUGAUCUUUAUUUUGUUUAUUGAUCCUUUUUCAGGAUUGUGUGUAUUGAAUGCGGCUGAUUAUUUUGGAUUCGAUCUGGAUUUGAGUAGCCAUCACCAAAGGAAGUUCUUAUGGGUGAGUUUGAUGACCAUGUUGCUAUUAUUGGGGAUUGGAUGCCUCCUAGCCCAAGUCCACGAGCUCUAUUUUCGACGUUGUUGGGUGAUGAUGUUAGUUUAAGGAUGGUUGCUGAACCCACCAGUGAAAAUAAAGCUGGAUUCUCUUUUCCAGGGCCUGUAGAGCACAGUGCAUCUGCUAGUUCUGAUCAAAAGGAUGGAUCACAAGGUGGUGCUGCUGUUGAUCAAACAGGUAAGUUUAGUUCAAUGUCUGAGCAAAGGAUGAGCUCUCGCGGGGGUCUUAUGGAAAGGAUGGCAGCUAGAGCUGGAUUUAAUGCCCCAAGGUUGAAUACGGAAAGCAUCAGACCUCCUGACCUAUCACAGAACCUGGAGGUCCGGUCACCUUACUUAACAAUUCCUCCUGGUCUCAGCCCAACAACCUUGCUAGACUCUCCUGUCUUUUUAACUAACUCUCUGGUUCAGCCAUCUCCAACUACUGGAAAGCUUGGAUUUCUCAUGAGCGGCAGCAGCCGAAACGCAACAGUGACCGAGUUUCCUGAUAAGAGCAAAGAGAACUGUUUUCAGAAUGUGAACACUUCAUCCUUUGCAUUUAGGCCCAUUCUGGAGUCUGGUCCCCCUCUUUUCUUUGGUGCAUCCAACAGGAUAACCUCAACCAAUCUUCCUCAGCAACCUUUCCCGAGCAUUGAGGUUUCAGUACAGUCAGGAAACACACUUCCACCUCGAAGUGUCGAACAUGCUAAAUCUGCCGCAUUGAAUCAGCCAGCUGAUUUUUCUAGACCAUCUGCUGCAAAGGAUACUGUACACAAUGAUAUCUUGUCAGAACCAAGUUCCUUCCAAAAUGUAGGUGGUGGUUCAGAGCAUUCUCCACCUCUUGAUGAGCAGCAAGAAGAUGAUGCAGAUCAAAGGGGAGGUGGAGAUCAAAAUAUUAGUGGUGCCCCAGCUGAAGAUGGUUAUAAUUGGAGAAAAUAUGGCCAGAAACAAGUAAAAGGAAGUGAAUAUCCACGGAGUUAUUACAAGUGCACGCAUCCAAACUGCCCGGUCAAGAAAAAAGUGGAAAGAUCACAAGAGGGUCACAUUACAGAGAUCAUCUACAAGGGGGCACAUAACCAUCCAAAACCUCCGCCCAACCGCAGAUCUGCUCUUGGAUCCUCCAACACACUUAGUGACUUGCAGGUAGAGAAUAGUGAGCAAGUUGCAAUGGGUGCCGAUGGCAAUCCUGGAUGGACAACCAUGCAAAAAGGAAAUUUUGACUGGAGGCAUGACAAUCUUGAGGAGACAUCAUCUGCCGCAUUGGGUCCAGAAUAUGGCAACGGAACUACCUCUUUACAGGCUCAGAAUGGCAGCCAACUUGAAUCAGGAGAUGGAGUAGAUGGAUCUUCUACUUUUUCAAAUGAUGAAGAUGAUGAGGACCGUGGGACACAUGGCAGUGUUUCAUUAGGCUAUGAUGAAGGAGAUGAGUCAGAGUCCAAAAGAAGGAAAAUUGAGAGUUAUGCAACUGACAUGAGUGGGGCCACCAGAGCCAUCAGGGAGCCUAGGGUGGUUGUCCAAACCACCAGUGAGGUGGAUAUCCUCGACGAUGGGUACCGCUGGCGCAAGUAUGGGCAAAAAGUUGUGAAAGGAAACCCUAAUCCAAGGAGUUACUACAAAUGCACGAGUGCAGGAUGCACAGUCAGGAAACAUGUGGAGAGGGCCUCACACGACCUGAAAUCAGUUAUAACUACGUAUGAAGGGAAGCACAAUCAUGACGUUCCUGCAGCUCGAAACAGCAGUCAUGUUAAUUCUGGGAUUUCCGGCACCCUUCCUGCCCAAGCUGGUGCUGCUGUUCAAAGUCAUGUGCACAGGCCUGAGCCCUCACAACUUCAUAACUGCAUAGCACAAUUUGAAAGGCCUCCUCUUGGUUCAUUUGCCUUGCCUGGGAGGCCCCCUCUAGGGCCUACUCAUGGCUUUGGUUUUGGAAUGAACCAACAGGGAUUACCCAAUAUGACAUUGGCUGGAUUGGGUCCUCCUAAUCAAGGCAAAAUACCUGCUCUCCCAGUUCAUCCGUAUCUAGGGCAGCCACGUCCAAUGAAUGAAAUGGGUCGUAUGCUUCCCAAAGGAGAACCUAAGAUGGAGCCUAUGUCAGAUCCUGGAUUGAACCUCUCCAAUGGCUCAUCGGUUUAUCACAUGAGUAGGUUGCCCCUCGGACCAUAGAUGUACAUGUUAACGAGUUUUUUUGCUUACCUUCAGGAGAAAGGAAGUAGAAAUAUUGACCUUACAAGAAGUAACUUAUGGGGAGUUCUUUUUUUUUUUUUUGUUUUUUUUUCUGGUAUAUCAUAUAGCGCCGCGUCCUAUGUUCAUUCUUUUCAAUGUGGAAACUAUGUAUAUCUCAGCAUUACAGUAAAUUUGUUGGAUUUAUCACA